AUGAACGGUCUAUCAAACCUUAACCAACUUACCAAGUUACCUAGUGACUGUUGGAUUUGUGUCUUAGACUGCCUUUCAGUGGUAGAGCUGCGUCAGAUCGCGUUGGUCUCUCGUGGUCUCAGUAUAACGGUAGAGCCUAUGCUGUAUCGAACAAUCUCCUGGAACUGGGAUCCAGUGCCAAUCCGACCACUGCUCCAACUACUUCAGUCAAUCCUGCGGCAUCCCCGACGUGCAUUUCACGUCCAGCAUGUAAGAUUGAUGUCGAAUACCCUUCUUGAUUCGGCGACGCCAUGGACUGCCCCAUCCCUUAAUCUUAACUGUAUAGAGGAAAUUGCAAACUUUCCUUUUGUGUUACAGCGGACCCAAGCAAUUAUCCAAGAGGCCAGCUUUCCAGACCAACACAGAUGGAGUCAAGCCCUCCAAGAAGGAAAUCCAUAUGCCCUGGUGGCAAUCCUACUAUCCCAACUACAUAAGCUUCGGUCGCUACAUCUGGACUACUCCUUUGUCUGGUUGUAUGGAUUUCCAGGGUUAAUGCUCCGCCAUGCUCUGUUUUCUGCGCCACAGGACUCGCUGUCCAAAUUUCAAUCCUUAACAACGGUAGACUAUGGCGGUAAUGUCCGCCGAGCUCCCCGAGAAAGCUUGUCCACCGUGGGCAUCCCGAAAGAUUAUCCCGCUUGUAAUCCAUAUCAGUUCGGUGCCUGGUUUCACCUGCCGUCACUUCGAUCUUUGGCCAUUUGGCUAAAGACACAGCAGGAAUUUUUAAUUCCAGGAGUACUAUCAAAUAUUACUCAGCUCAACACCCUUAUUAUCGCUCGAUCAACCAUCCAAGAAGACCAGGUUCCAAGCCUGCUAUCAGAGACUGGAAGCCUCAGGACCCUGCACUUGGGUAUGGCUUAUAAAUGUGGACACCACAUAGCUUUAACAAAUGGACCUGCCAUUUUACAGGGCCUGAUAUCCGUCAAACACACUUUAACAAAGCUAUCAAUAGGCUUGGAAUAUUACCCGCCUCCCUUUGGCGACCGCUUUCGUGAAAUUGGUGAGGAGGAGCUGCGAAAGCCGUUUCACAGAUUUCUUAAACACUUUCCGCGUCUCACUUCGGUUGAAGUCCCAGUGGAGUUGCUUAUCGGUUGGGACCCAGAGCCGUCAGUUGAUCUAACUAUGGUAUUACCCAGCACACUCGAGCAGCUGUGCAUCCGUGAGGAGCUCGUGUACCUUACUCCGCGUGACUGGCGUGAUUAUUGGACAGAAAAGUCACUGGAGGAUUGUCUUUUGGAAAAUGCAUCUCGCCUACAGUCACACAUGCCUGAUCUAAGGCAAAUCAGGUUAAGAAGCUGGGCGCCAACUGAACGCGGUAACGUGCGCAGGGUUAAGCAGCGAUUGAUAGUCUACACAAAGUUUAAACAACUGGGGAUCCAGUUUGACUUAGUGUUCGAUCACAUGUCGACGGGGUUGUGGAUUUAA
Messenger RNA from Aspergillus tanneri, 1461 nucleotides. RefSeq lists its product as uncharacterized. The transcript is spliced from 2 exons. The coding region runs from base 1 to 1461 and encodes 486 amino acids. Gene Ontology annotation, molecular function: protein binding. The record is from RefSeq and is a predicted model, not a curated record. NCBI's taxonomy places the organism in Eukaryota, Fungi, Ascomycota, Eurotiomycetes, Eurotiales, Aspergillaceae.